CGGCCGAGCGCGCACGCGUGAACGCGCAUCGACACCAAAUCCGCUAGAUGAUUAAAGCCGCCCCACAGCACGGGAAAGAUGACUCUUUGAACUGUCCUGGAGAAUGUGAAAAUACGGAGCAAUAGUAGCCGCUUUACCCUCAAGAACACGAAUGAGUUGCGAGUGUUUGGAAGAACGACUUUUUCGAACCUUCUGUCUUUGCUUUUCUUUGGGUUGAAGAAAGAGCUGCCACAGUGUUGUCGGGCCAGUGAGUCGUCAGGAGUUUGAACAACGGCGAGCCUCUUGUACUGCUUUGCAUUGUAAUAAGUCUGUUUGUUUUAAAGAAGCGUUUUUUAAUCAACAUUUCAGAUGAUAGGUCAUAUAAUGUUAUCAUUUUCUCAUUUCUAUCAGUGACUCUUUGUGCGUAAAAUAGCGCUGUUCUCUGAAAACCUUAAUAGGCUAAGCUAGGUUCGGUCACGCUGACCGGACUGAUAUUUAUAACUAGUUAAUGGGGCAUUUACUUUAUGUUACUCCUGACACUUAUGCCACUGCAGCGAACUGCUCAACAAAACCCGACACAACUACUUUGUGAACGCUAACUGAAUGCGCCCGGGUUCAGCAUGUCGUUUUUCAAUUUUCGUAAAAUAUUUAAAUUGGGAGCGGAGAAGAAAAAGAAACAGUAUGAGCAUGUUCGCCGAGACGAAAACCCAGAGGAAAUCUGGGACAUCAUCGGUGAACUGGGAGAUGGAGCCUUUGGGAAAGUGUUUAAGGCUCAAAACAAACAGACGGGCAUCCUAGCUGCAGCCAAAGUUAUUGACACAAAGACCGAGGAGGAGUUGGAGGACUACAUAGUGGAGAUUGAAAUCCUGGCGUCCUGUGACCACCAAAACAUUGUCAAACUGCUUGAUGCUUUCUAUUAUGAGGGCAAACUCUGGAUCCUCAUCGAAUUCUGUGCAGGCGGGGCGGUGGACGCUAUCAUGCUUGAACUUGAGAGACCUCUUACAGAGCCUCAGAUCAGGGUGGUUUGUAGGCAGACCCUGCAGGCCCUCGUCUACCUCCAUGACAUUAAAAUCAUCCACAGAGACCUGAAGGCUGGGAACAUCCUCCUCUCACUCAAUGGUGAUGUGAAACUAGCUGAUUUUGGCGUGUCUGCCAAGAACAGCAAAACCCUGCAGAGGAGAGACUCAUUCAUUGGAACGCCUUACUGGAUGGCCCCAGAGGUGGUGAUGUGUGAGACAUCCAAGGACCGCCCAUAUGACUACAAGGCUGAUAUCUGGUCCCUUGGGGUCACGUUGAUUGAGCUGGCACAGAUUGAGCCACCAAAUCAUGAGAUGAAUCCCAUGAGGGUCCUGUUGAAAAUAGCCAAGGCCGAUCCUCCUACCUUGAUGCAGCCGUCGCGCUGGUCCCCUGAAUUCAGUGAUUUCCUGAAGCGGUGCCUGGACAAGAAUGUGGACAACAGGUGGAAUGCAGCACAACUUCUUCAGCAUCCAUUUGUGUCCAGUGUGACUGACAGCAAGCCACUGCGAGAACUCAUAGCUGAGGCAAAGGCCGAGGUUACUGAAGAGAUUGAAGAGCACAAAGAGGAGGAAGAAGAGGAGGAAACAGAAGCACAUCUGGGCCACAAACGUGCCCCAUCUGAUGUCAGCAUCACCAGUUCAGAGGAUGAGAAGAUCCCCCUGUCUCCCUCCAUCUUGGAAUCUGUCCCUGAGAAGGUUGAGCCAAUUCUGCAUGUGCCAACACCCACUGAUAUCACUGUGGCUAAGGAUGUGGUGGACAGUAGCUUUGUGGAGGAGCCAGUGACAGAAGAGCACACAAUGCAGGCUGAGAAUGCAGUGGGACAGCAGAAACAUGUGGAUGAGGAGCCUUCAGAAGCAGAAGGAGAUGUUGCCUCACCUCAAAAAGAGACAGCACCAGAGGAACAAGUUAAAGAAAUGCAGCAGCUGGAGAUCACUGUUGUGGAUGAACAGCAAGUAGACACAGCCCAAACCACCCCAGAGGAAGCUGCUCAGGAGGACAAGGAGGAGUCAGAUACACUGACCGAGGAGGAGGAGGAGGAGGACCGGUACAAACAUCUAAAAGUGUCACUGACACUACCAGAGCAACAUAAUAUUGUUUCCAACGAGGAGAAUGGAGAGAGGCCCGGAGACAAUGAUAAAAUAAAUACAGAAGAUGAGAAGAAGGUUCCCGACAAAGCAAAGGAUGAGAAAGAGAGAGAUUCAGACUUGGGAAGUGGCUCCUCUGCAGUCAACAGCAACACAGAGCUCAAUCUGUCCAUCUCCAGCUUUCUGUCCAAAACUAAGGAGCCUGCAUCUGUUUCCAUAAAGGACACCAAGUGUCAUAAGAAGACACUGAAAAAGACUCGCAAAUUCAUUGUGGAUGGAGUGGAAGUUAGCGUGACAACUUCAAAAAUCAUCACUGACAAUGACACCAAGAACGAGGAGAUGAGAUACCUGAGGCGUCAGGAGCUGAGGGAGUUGCGUCUCUUGCAGAAGGAGGAGCAAAGGGCACAGCAGCAACUCAGCAACAAACUCCAGCAGCAAAAAGAGCAGAUGUACCGCCGCUUUGAACAAGAGACCACAAGCAAGAAGCGGCAGUAUGACCAGGAGGUGGAGAAUCUGGAGCGGCAGCAGAAGCAGACGAUCGAGAGGCUGGAACAGGACCACACCAACCGGCUCAGGGAGGAGGCCAAACGUAUCAAAGGCGAGCAGGAGAAAGAGCUGUCCAAGUACCAGAACAUGCUGAAGAACCGCAAGAAAGAGGAACAGGAGUUUGUUCAGAAGCAGCAGCAGGACCUGGACAGCUCCCUGAAGAAGAUCAUCCAGCAGCACAAACUUGAGCUUGCCACCAUUGAGAGAGACUGUCUCAACCACAAGCAGCAGUUUCUCCGAGCACGGGAGGCUGCCAUGUGGGAGCUGGAAGAGCGCCAUCUGCAGGAGAAGCACCAGCUGUUCAAGCAGCAGCUCAAAGACCAGUACUUCAUGCAGAGACACCAGCUGCUCAAGAGACAUGAGAAGGAGAUGGAGCAGAUGCAGCGCUACAACCAGCGUCUGAUCGAGGAGAUGAAGAACAAGCAGACCCAGGAGAGAGCCAGACUGCCCAAGAUUCAGCGCAGUGAGGCCAAGACCCGCAUGGCCAUGUUUAAGAAGAGCUUGCGCAUCACCAUAGCUGCCAUCACCCCCGAGCAGGAAAGGGAGAAGGUCAAACAGUUUGCAGCUCAAGAAGAGACGAGACAGAAGAAUGAAAGGCUCCACCAGCAGCAGAAACAUGAAAACCAGAUGAGAGACCUACAGCUGCAGUGUGACGCCAACGUCCGAGAGCUGCAGCAGCUGCAGAAUGAGAAGUGCCACUUGCUUAUUGAGCAUGAGACCCAGAAACUGAAAGAGCUGGAUGAGGAGCACAGUCUGGAGCUGAAGGAGUGGAGGGAGAAACUACGACCCAGGAAGAAGGCCCUGGAAGAAGAGUUUGCCAGGAAGCUCCAGGAACAGGAAGUGUUCUUCAAGAUGAGCGGAGAAUCCGAGUGCCUUAACCCGUCAAGCCAGAGCCGCAUCUCCAAGUUCUAUCCCAUCCCCACUGUCCACUCCACUGGAUUAUAGUUCAGAACAACUCCACACACACACACACACACACACUCUCAUGAAGACUGACCCUGUGCUGCCUUGCCCUCGUCGUCUGUCAGUAGAUGUCAGUAGUUUUUCUGUCUCUGAGCUCCUCAGUCUUUUUCCUCAUUGUGUCUAGUAUUUACUCCAUCGUCGUCAUUUUUGAACGAGAAAUCCAGCUGUCGUGUUGUUAAUCAUCUCACACCCACUGAACGUGAAUCAUUUCUGUAAAGAAUCCAGUGCCUGUAGACUUUAAAUCAAAGUGACUGACUUUUUUUUUUGCUGCUCAGUUUUUCUCUAUUUAGACUUUUGCACUAUGGAUUUUUAUGCUGUUUCAUUUAGAUACUUUUGGAAUAACAAACCUGUCAUUUAGAAUAGAUAUUCAAAUAUAAUGUAUUUCAGAUGAAUAGGACAGAGGAGAUUUGUUACCUCAUCAUGAUGAUGGAGUAUAUUUUUAUGAAAGUGUAGGUUGUGAUGCAGUAGACGUUGCAGUAGCUUGUCUUGUGUUUUAUGUCAGUGUCAGCAGAGACCAUUGCUUUCUUUUCCAAAUGUCUUCCUGUUUCAAACACUUUACACCUGAACGUUACCUUGACAAGCAACCAGAACCUGAAGUAAACCAUCACUGUGUAUGAUAGAGCAAGUGUGGAGAUGGUGAAGCCUUUUCCUCCUGUAGGUUUGUCAGUCUGUACGCUGCAUGGUCCCUUUUUGUUUUUGCAAUUUUUACCUCAUGGCAUAGAGUUGUUAAUCCAUUGCUGCCUCACUCCGUAAGUUUGUUGUCCAUUUUUGAAUGCAGCAGCAGAGCCGCAGUUUCCCGUGUCCACUCGAGCUUAAACACCGAUAUUCUCCGUGGAUUUUUGGUUCAGGGAGUGAGCGGUUUACAAACUGCAGUUUCCAGGCAGAAAAGGUUGAUAUAUUCAUUAGACUGUGGAAACAUUGUCGCUCCAUUUAUCUUUUGUUUUCUUUACAGUUGACACCACUUUAUUAUUAUUACCAAGCAAAGUGUUUGCAUCUAUCGGAGUUAGUUCUUCAGGGAUGAAUGAAAAUUCUGUGUUUGUGAGGUGAGUGCGCAGCUUUUAGCUGAGCUGCAGUCACAGGUGAUGAUAUGUCCUUUAUAUUUUAUUUUCUUUGUUUUUUCUUCAGGAUCUGUUUUGCUACCAGGUAGUUUCUUCUUUUUAUUGGAAUUAUAAUACAAAGAGUUUUCAUUGAUAUUUUAGCGAAUAACCUUUGUUUACUAUAAAGCUGUCGUGUUUCCAUGUUUAAAGAUUUGGGUCAAACUUGUGAAUUGUUUUAUUUGACUUUUUUUCAAACAUACAGUGCACAUUUUUAUUCCGACUGGAAAAAUCUGUGAUACUGCAUUUAAUACAGUUGAUGCAAAAAAGGAAAAAAGAAAAUGAGCUGACUGGCUCUUGACCUCUGAUUGGUCACAAUUCUAUCAUCAUAUUUUCUCUGAUUGUCUUUAAAGUCAGUCGUGUAUUUAUUACAUACCAAAACACAACAUACAUACCAAAAUAGCUAUUUAUAUAAAAUGCCCCACUGUGGCAGACGCCACAGCUCACUCCGCUCUACUCAGCAAAGAUUAGCAUAAUCAGUCAUUUGUGGAUUCAUUAAACUGUAAAUUGAUUUUGUGUUGACAGAAAAACAAAUCUGCAUCCAUAUUCAAAAAAAACAUGCAUUAAAAAGUGUGGUUUUUAGAAUGCCAGUGUAAUGUUGAUUUGUAUUUUGCUGUAAAUAAACAGUUUUGCUCUUGGA
Solea senegalensis (Senegalese sole) is the source of this 5324-nucleotide messenger RNA. RefSeq names its product STE20-like kinase b (gene slkb). Gene Ontology annotation, biological process: protein phosphorylation. Gene Ontology annotation, molecular function: ATP binding; protein serine/threonine kinase activity. NCBI's taxonomy places the organism in Eukaryota, Metazoa, Chordata, Actinopteri, Pleuronectiformes, Soleidae. Bases 600 to 3572 code for a protein of 990 amino acids. The transcript has 18 exons. The record is from RefSeq and is a predicted model, not a curated record.